This is a messenger RNA of Schistosoma turkestanicum, 2511 nucleotides long. The record is from the annotation of a GenBank genome assembly. Lineage: Eukaryota; Metazoa; Platyhelminthes; Trematoda; Strigeidida; Schistosomatidae.
AUGCAACAAAUAUAUCUUCAUUUCAUGUUUUUGUCUAGUUUUUUAAUAUUCAUUCAACAAUGGAAUAAAAAUGAUGCUCAGAUAUUUCGCAACAUAUCAGUUUCUAUUAAAAAGCGACUGGAUAAUUUAAUCUCAUCUUUAACAAUAGAGGAAAUUGUUAAUCAAAUGGCAAAUGGUGGCGCAGGUCCAACAUACGGUCCUGCACCAGCCAUUCCUAGACUGCAGAUCAAACCAUAUCAAUGGCGUACAAAUCCAAAUCAAGGUCUUUGCACUUCAUUUAUGAGUCACAUUAACCAAGCUGCCUCGUUUGAUAUACUGGAUGUCUGGAAAAUUGCUUUUGCAAAUGGAUUAGAAAUGCGUGCUAAAUGGAAUAUGUUUAGAAGGCAAAAUAACUACCGUGAUAAUACGGGAAUAAACGUGUUCGCACCGACUGUUAAUCUUCUUCGACAUCCGCUUUGGGGAAGAAAUAAGGAGACUUAUGGGGAAGACCCAUAUUUAGCCGCUGAAUUAGCUAAAGCAUAUGUUCAUGGGAUUGGUGGUUGGGAUGCACCAGAAGUUGAUGUACAUUUACUAAGAACGAAUCCUAUUAAACAACAUGUAAUACUGGUUGGUGCAACUUGUAAACAUUAUGCUGCACAUUCUGGACCAGAAAAUUAUCCUUCUUCAAGGUUAUCUUUUGAGGCUGAUGUCCCGGAACACGAUAUGUGGAUGACAUAUUUUCCUGCUUUUCGUGCAUGUAUGGAAGCUGGAGCUGUUGGAGUUAUGUGUGCCUAUAGUGGAGUGAAUGGCACACCAGCUUGUGUAAAUCACUGGAUGUUAGAUACUGUGCUUCGAAAGCAAUGGAAGUAUCCAGGUUUCGUAGUUAGUGAUGAAGGAGCUUUGCAGUUUUUGGUAUCGAAGCAUCAUACUUAUUCGACUUUAUCAGCAGCUGCUUUAGCUUCAGUUAAAGCUGGUGUAAAUAUAGAAAAUGCUCUACCUAAUGCUGUUAAUGUUUAUUCAGAAUUACUGAAUCUUACAAAGUCUGGUAAUGUAACUGAAGAUGAAUUACGAAAUCUAGUUCGUCCUCUGUUUCUUGCUAGAAUUUUAGAAGGUGAAUUGAAUUCUCCAGAAAUGGAUCCAUACGCUCAUUUGUUGCCCAAUAUGGUUAUUGAUAGUCCAAAACAUAAAUAUUUGUCAAUGGUUACUGCAGCCAAGUCAAUGGUUCUUUUGAAAAACUCUGAAGAAUUCCUUCCACUUAAAACGAAUCUGGACCCAAAUCAACACCUGGUGAAACACGUUGCGAUACUUGGACCUUUUUCAAAAAAUAUCAGUGAACUGAUUGGAAGCUAUAAUACACGAAUUGACCCGGCCAAAACAGUCCCCCUAGAUAAAGCUCUUGAAGAAAUAAGUGACAAUGUUACUGCUUCAGAUAUCUGCAUUGAUGGUGGAAAGUGUACCGUGUAUGAUGAUUCAGCUAUUCAAGAAAUACUUUCUCAACCAGAUAUUGAUCUUGUCAUCAUCACCGUCGGUACAGGACGAAAUGUUGAAGAUGAAGCACAUGAUAGACACAAUCUGAAUUUACCUGGACAUCAGAAUGAACUUUUACUAAGUGCAUUAGAUAUGGCCGCAGGUCGGGGUGUAGUUAGGCGCCAGCCUAUUCCUGUAGUUUUAUUAGUCUUUACCUCUGGACCAAUUGAUAUUGAGGCAGCAGUAGAAGAUGAAAAUGUUAAAUCCAUAUUUUGGUGUGGUUAUAUGAAUGAUAUACUCGGUGAAGUAAUAGUUCGUGUAAUGAUGGGAAAUCCCGGUAAACCACUUGGACCAUACUCACCGUUAUUACAGCUGGAUCCUGAAUUAUCUGAAAUCGGUGCGUGGGGUACGGAUGUGAAUGCAGGUUAUUGGUGGAUACCAGCGGCCAGAUUACCAUUUACUUGGUAUGCAUCAAUCGAUCAUUUGGCCAAUAUAACUACAUAUAAAAUGACAAAUCAAACCUAUCGUUACUUGCCAAAAUCUUGUACGAAAAAGCAAAUUUCUUGUAAAAUACCAAUUUUGUAUCCAUUCGGCUACGGAUUAUCAUAUAAUAUGCUGUCUCCUUCACAUAGUGGUAUUCAAUAUUUAAAAAUGGAGUUACCAUUGUCUACAGUCAAGCCAAAUCAGCCAAUAACUGUUUAUGCAGUGGUAGCUAACAUAGGAGCUAUUGCAUGUGAAGAAGUAGUGCAAGUUUAUAUCCAAUGGGUAAAUUGUGGGCAAACUGAUAUAUUUAACGAAGAUCAAUGGGAAUGCACUACACCUAAUAUCCAGUUGGCUGGUUUUAAACGUAUUCGACUUACUGUCGGUGAAAAGAAAAAUCUUCACUUCCAAAUAUCAGCAGAUCAGUUAAACGUGUGGUCCAACCAAAAUAAAACUAUGGUUCCUGGUCAAGGCACUCUUCGCAUCACCGUUGGAGGACAGCAACCUGAUCAACCGGUUACAGUUGGAUCCAACCUUUUGAUUGGUGUAGUUAAAAUAAAUCACAAAAAACGGUCAUAUGGUUAA